AUGACCAACACAUAUCGGACAAGGGAUGAACCAACCCAACAAGACUGUCCAAAAGCCCAAUACCCAAGUGCACUACACCACGAUACCAGAACCCACCUAACCCUCACAACCCGGGACAGCACCCGCUCGACCAACACACCCCCGACACUAAUAGGAUCCCCAAACAGACACAGAAGGACACCAACACAGAAGGGACACCCCAACAAGACUACACCCCGACGCAUGACACACACACAGCCACCGCCCACACACAUCAAAGAACAGCGACUAGCGCAAAGGGGACACCCACAACAAACGCGCACACAGGACAAAAACUACCUGACGGACCCUCGACCCCCAAACGCCCCACUACUCGACAACCACUCCCUACCCCCCACCCCAACGGACCAGUAG
Molecule: messenger RNA, 393 nt
Organism: Pelobates cultripes (western spadefoot toad)
Lineage: Eukaryota; Metazoa; Chordata; Amphibia; Anura; Pelobatidae
Source: the annotation of a GenBank genome assembly